AUGGCGUACCGUCUCUGCCACAUGAAUGAUGAUGGAAAUUGGACCCCGUCUGGACUUCCGGUGGCCCCUCUCGCACACUUCCCGCCUCGCCUCCACAACCACAAAGGCUGCCACGAGAUAAAGUUGCAUUCUUUCGCCCGUCCGGAAUGGCGCAACCCUACUGUGGCCCUCGCUCCUUUGAAAGGAACGAGUGCUCUUUGUUUUCUUUUAAAUAGCCGAGUGGGAGUUCACUGGUCUGUUGAUCUCCUUAGUGUCGUUUUUAGAAAUCGUUCGGAAACGGCAGAAGUGUGCGUAGGCACGUCAGUUGGCACCAUCACGGAGCCCGACUGCUUGGGCCCCUGCGAGCCUGGUACAUCGGUCACGUUGGAGGGCAUCGUGUGGCACGAAACGGAAGGUGUCCUGGUGGUGAACGUAACAUGGCGGGGGAAGACGUACGUUGGCACGCUGCUGGAUUGCACGCGACACGACUGGGCGCCCCCGAGAUUCACUCGCGCGCGCUUAUGCGCCCCUGGUACUCCGGUCGUCGCCCAUUCACCGUUCACCAUCAGAUUCGCUCGCGCGCGCUUAUGCGCCCCUGGUACUCCGGUCGUCGCCCCUUCACCGUUCACCAUCAGAUUUCGCUCGUGCUCGCUUAUGCGCCCCUCCGGGUACUCAUCAGUCUUAUGCGCCCCUGGUCCGGUCGCCCAUUCACCGUUCACCAUCAGAUUCGCUCGCGUGCGCUUAUGCGCCCCUGGUACUCCGGUCGUCGCCCCUUCACCGUUCACCAUCAGAUUCACUCGCGCGCGCUUAUGCGCCCCUGGUACUCCGGUCGUCGCCCAUUCACCGUUCACCAUCAGAUUCACUCGCGCGCGCUUAUGCGCCCCUGGUACUCCGGUCGUCGCCCCUUCACCGUUCACCAUCAGGUUCGCUCGUGCUCGCUUAUGCGCCCCUGGUACUCCGGUCGUCGCCCCUUCACCGUUCACCAUCAGGUUCACUCGCGCGCGCUUAUGCGCCCCUGGUACUCCGGUCGUCGCCCCUUCACCGUUCACCAUCAGGUUCGCUCGUGCUCGCUUAUGCGCCCCUGGUACUCCGGUCGUCGCCCCUUCACCGUUCACCAUCAGAUUCACUCGCGCGCGCUUAUGCGCCCCUGGUACUCCGGUCGUCACCCCUUCCUCGCCUAACAAUCAGGUGAAGCAGGAGGGGCAGAAGCCGACGACGGAGACGCAGGGCCCGCCGCCGCCGCCUACCUCGCAGUACUACCUGCCGCCGUACAUGCAGCCGCCGCACUACGGCGCGCUGCCCUUCGACCCCGUGUACCGGGCGCCGCUGAGCCCGAUGCUGGUGGGCGGCUACGGGGGCGGCUGGACGGUGCCCCGCUACCACGCGCCCGAGGACCUCUCCCGGCCCGGGGCGCCCGGCAAGCUCGAGCUGAUCCCGCCCGGCCAGUACUACGGCGGCCACGGAGGCCACGGCGGCCACGCGGCCCACGGCGCCCACAAAAUCCACGAGCUGCAGGAGCACGCCAAGUCGCCCGUGGGAAAGGGCCCGCGCGCCGAGGCGCCCAAGGACGGCGCCCGCUCCCCGCCGCCACAGCGGCACGUGCACACUCACCACCACACGCACGUCGGGCUCGGCUACCCGCUCUAUCCGCCGCCCUAUCCGGGGGCGCGA
Iphiclides podalirius (scarce swallowtail) is the source of this 1650-nucleotide messenger RNA. Lineage: Eukaryota; Metazoa; Arthropoda; Insecta; Lepidoptera; Papilionidae. The record is from the annotation of a GenBank genome assembly.